AAACACAAUUUUAAAUUCAGUUUAAUAAUAUUGAACUAGAAGAUUCUUCAAGCGUCACGAUGGUUAAUGUAUUAUCAUUUUCAAAUAAAUCCGGUAAUUAAAAAUAAAAUUCAAUUAUUUUGUGCAAGUUUGUUGAUUAUCCAUGGCAACACGUUUAUUUAUGACACAUAUAAUCAUUCACAUGGCAAUAAUAAAAAUUGCAACUUGAAAAGUGUCCAAUAAUGCCACUUCCACCUUUGAAUAUCAAAGCUCCAAGCUUUAAAGGCACGGCAGUUUUACAGAAGGAUUUCAAAGAAAUAUCCUUGUCCGAUUAUCGGGGGAAGUACGUCAUAUUGUUUUUUUACCCAUUGGAUUUUACGUUCGUGUGUCCAACUGAAAUAAUUGCUUUUUCCGACCGAUUGAAGGACUUCAAGGCGUUAAACGCUGAGGUAAUUGCUGUGUCGACCGAUUCUGAAUACUCUCAUUUGGCGUGGUUGAAUAUUCCACGUAUGAAAGGGGGAAUUGAAGAUGUGUCAAUUCCCCUCUUGUCAGAUAAGUCAAUGAAAAUAUCAAAAGAUUAUGGGGUGUUGGAUGAGUCAACUGGUAUACCAUUUAGAGGACUGUUCAUUAUUGAUAGAACUGGUGUCCUUAGGCAAAUAACAGUGAAUGAUUUGCCAGUAGGUAGGUCUGUUGAUGAGAUUCUUCGCCUUGUUCAAGCCUUUCAGCACGCCGACGAAUAUGGAGAAGUUUGUCCAGCUGGAUGGAGGCCAGGAUCACAAUCGAUUAAACCUACUCCACAAGGAAGUCAAGUCUAUUUUAGUUCUAAACCUGAGUCAUUGUGAAAUGUUCAAUCUAGUGGUUAAUAAAUUAAUAAGUUAAUUAAUA
Molecule: messenger RNA, 864 nt
Organism: Aethina tumida (small hive beetle)
Lineage: Eukaryota; Metazoa; Arthropoda; Insecta; Coleoptera; Nitidulidae
Product: peroxiredoxin-2
Exons: 1
Coding region: 222-821 (199 amino acids)
Biological process (GO): removal of superoxide radicals; cellular response to stress; hydrogen peroxide catabolic process
Cellular component (GO): cytosol
Molecular function (GO): thioredoxin peroxidase activity
Source: RefSeq, a predicted model, not a curated record